AGCGAUCCAUACAAUAAACUGCUGUGUUUCGUUGUGAUGACGUCACGCGUUUUACCAACCGUUGCCUCUGGUUGGCGGAAUUUUUGAAUUCUGAAAACCAAAGAGAAAGGGUAGUGGUUACAAAAAGCUUCUACAAAAGGAGGAGAAUGAGCCGAGCGUCCAGCAGUAGACUGUCCAGUAGUAGACUGUCCGUUCUCCCACUGAGAGUGGCUGACAACCGAAACAGUAUAAUCAAUGCUACUCCACAAAGCAAAGAGCCUGGCUUUGGAAAGCUGAACAUUCCAAAACCUCAGUCCGGUACAUCCGAGAGACGGACAAGCUUUUUUGGGAAGAGCAGUGCCACCUCGCAUGUCAAAGGAACAUUUGGAGGGCCUGAGAAGAUCAAGGACCCCCGACCCCUUCAUGACAAACAGUUUGUCCAGCAGUGCAUCAAACAGCUCUGUGAGUUUCUUUCAGAGAAGGGCUUCCCCGGCACUAUGUCAGUCAAGUGCCUCCAGUCCCCGUCAACCAAGGAGUUCCUGAAGAUCUUUGCGUUCAUUUACGGCCUCCUGGAUCCCACCUUCCAGAUGCCAACAUCCAAGAUCGAGGAGGAGAUUCCCAGAAUGCUCAAAGACUUUGGGUAUCCGUUUGCCCUCUCAAAAAGUUCAAUGUACUCCGUAGGAGCCCCUCAUACCUGGCCACAGGUGCUUGGGGCUCUGGUCUGGCUCAUUGACACUGUGAAGCUCUUCAACACUAUGAAAGAACAAGACCUUCUCUUUGCUGAUAUUUCUGAUCCUAGCGCUGAGAUUGAAGAUGGAGUUGAAUUCAAUAAGCUGUUUCUCGAUUACACGGCCGAGACCUACUACCGGUUCAUGCACGGUGCAGACACCUUUGAAGAUGAGGAUCAUGAAUACCUCACUAAACUGAAGAAACUUUAUAAUGUGGAUGAAGCCCUUCUGGAAUCUAUGGCUGAGAAACACCAAAUUCUGACUGAGGAAGUUGAGAGAUUAGAACGAGAGACCCAAAAGGAUCGGUUAAUGGCUAAAAGGACUGAGAAGCUAAAGUUGCAGACAGAUCAACAGAAACUGAGAGAUUAUUGCAGUAAAUCAGAGAUCUUCAAAUCAAAUCUGGAGAACAAAGCAGGAGGAAUAGCCGAGGAGCUGGAGGCCGCAGCUCUUCAGAUUGAAACUCUGAAGCAGGAGCAGGCCAGGCUUCAGCACGUCCUGGUGAACCAGAAGUUCUCGCCGGCGGACAUCGAGAGGAUCAACCGCGAGAGGAACGAGCUCCAGCACACCAUCAACACGUUGAGCAAAAGCCAGGAGGAGGCUGAACAGCACAUGUGGAACGAGGAGAUCGUGCUGGCCAAGGUCAAGGAGAGGGCUGAAGUGAAGCUUGGAGAAUACCACAAGCUUGCGCGUAAACUGAAGCUCAUCCCCGCGUCUGCUGAAAAUGCCUGCGGCCAGGACUUCGAGAUUAAAGUCACCACCGACUGCGGGCCGUCCACGAUAACGCAGUACAAAGUUCAGAUUCAGAAUCCUCUCAGGGAUAUGAUUUCUCACGUUGAUGAGGAGCUGAGUAGACUCACCAACAAGAAGCUGAGCUUGGAGGAGGCUGUGGAACAGGUAAACUUCAACUUAGCCGACAAGACGAACGACCUAAAGCAACUGAAAGAGAAAAUCCGAAGACUUGAUGAGCAGCUUGAAUACGACACGCAGGAGAGCGCUCGUGAGGAGAAGAAGUGGUCCACAGAUCUGGAGUCCAUGGAGAACCACAAGCGCCUGUUGGAGAAGAGGGUCACUGAAGGCUACGACAACGCUGUGGAGCAGCUGAAAGCCGUGCAGCAGCAGUAUCACCUGGUCCUGCAAGAGACCAACGAGGAGCGCAGGACUGUGGCAAACAACCUCUUUGGCGUGUUCUCUACAGCAACCAACCACCUGUCCAUUGUGGAGAAAUUCUUAGAGGAUCAACACAAACGGGUGGAGAGGGUCUACAAAGAGAAACUACAGGAGGACCAAGCUGAGCUGAAAGAACUGAAAGAGAUGGUGGAAAGCUACAUAGCAAAAGCUAAUGCGUUAUAGUGCUGCCUGUCAAAUUGCCUUGUAUAUAAAUACCUAUUUACAUUAAUGGAAGGAGAACGGAAUGUACAUAAGUGUAGCUGGAGUUGUGGCUUCCCUUUCUGGAAUGACUUAAAUGAGAGAUGAAAGCUUUGAUUUUAAUUAUAAUCUAAUACCACGACCACUGGAAGAAUUGGAAAUGGAGGCACCAACAGACGCAAACCUUCAUUUUGUUCAUGUUGAAGUUUAAAAUAUAAUAAAGUGUAUAACUUGUACUCUUGCCAACAUGGUUAAAAAGAGUUGUCACAUCUUGCAUUGGUUGAUUCAUGUCACUGAUUGCCCAAAGAUUUUAAGCGUCUGGUGUCUCGUGUCUAAAUAAUUCCCUGAUUUCGGGACAAGAAGAAAAGCAGCAGGGCAUCUGGGCUGCAUUUCAGUGCACCCCUCCUUCCUUCCUCUUCAGACAAUGACCAAUUCAGUCAAUUAAAGAAAUGUGCGGUAGCAUGAGCAACUAGCUUGUGACAGCAAAGCUAGUUGCUAGUUUUCUUUUUUCUUUUUUUAUAUACAUAAAUGGAAUUGCUACAAAA
Messenger RNA from Conger conger (European conger), 2617 nucleotides. It is a transcript of the gene ndc80, whose product is annotated as NDC80 kinetochore complex component. The record is from RefSeq and is a predicted model, not a curated record. Gene Ontology annotation, biological process: attachment of mitotic spindle microtubules to kinetochore. The transcript is spliced from 17 exons. Gene Ontology annotation, cellular component: Ndc80 complex. The coding region runs from base 147 to 2057 and encodes 636 amino acids. Lineage: Eukaryota; Metazoa; Chordata; Actinopteri; Anguilliformes; Congridae.